Messenger RNA from Oppiella nova, 2161 nucleotides. The record is from the annotation of a GenBank genome assembly. Lineage: Eukaryota; Metazoa; Arthropoda; Arachnida; Sarcoptiformes; Oppiidae.
GCAUUGAAUUGAAGGUCAAUAUUGUUUGCAAUGAAUAAUAGCUGACACAACAAAACACAUAAAAAAGGCUAUUCUUUGGCACCAAUUGCUUGCCAUUGACUUCGCACUGAAUAUGAGUACAAAUUGAAUGCAAUCUAAGCCGUGAUUCACAUCUUGAGGCCAACUGUGAACACAAUGAGUGUGUUAUACAUUGAUAGCUAACACCUAUCCAUAGCUAUAGUACUGAAUGUUUGUGUGAUUACAGCAUAAAGUGUAUGCGUUUUCAAUGUUUGUUGAGUUGAGUGACUCCAUAGCCAUUGCAGUGAACCAUACAUACAGUAUAGCAUUGAUUGCAAUACGCAAUACGUGUUGAGUCCACACCACCACACGAUUGUCACCAACUGAUCCACAACUGAUCCACUAUACAUACCUGAGCCAUCACCACCACAUCACCCAUACAGUCACCACGAACACCAUCACCACCACCGCGAAUGCGAACUCAUCCACCAAUUGCUGUGUAUUGUCAUUAUCACCAACGGAUCCCGAUAUCACUGCACAGACACUGAUCCACAGCCACCACCAGACACAGUGAUAAUGCCUUUAUAACAGUGUCUCGCUCUGUGUUGUCUGUGUUGACCAAUACUCACGAGGAGGACAAUGGAGUUACGAGUGGGCAAUAAGUAUCGAUUGGGCCGUAAGAUAGGUUCUGGAUCAUUUGGGGACAUAUAUCUCGGCACAAACAUCACCACAUCGGAAGAGGUGGCCAUAAAGUUGGAGUGCAUUAAGACAAAGCAUCCGCAGCUCCACAUUGAGUCCAAAUUCUACAAACUGAUGGUCGGCGGAGUGGGAAUACCAGUAAUCAAAUGGUGCGGAACCGAAGGUGAUUACAACGUAAUGGUUAUGGAGCUGUUGGGUCCGAGUCUUGAGGAUCUGUUCAACUUCUGCAGCCGAAAAUUCAGUCUUAAAACUGUAUUACUAUUAGCCGACCAAUUGAUCAGUCGCAUUGAAUACAUUCACACCAGAAAUUUCAUACACCGGGACAUCAAACCGGAUAACUUCCUCAUGGGUUUGGGAAAGAAAGGCAAUUUGGUGUAUAUUAUAGACUUUGGUUUGGCAAAGAAGUAUCGCGACAAUCGCACCCACAUUCACAUCCCAUACCGCGAGAACAAGAACCUCACGGGAACCGCCAGAUAUGCUUCCAUUAACACUCACUUAGGAAUCGAACAAAGCCGUCGCGACGACUUAGAGUCGUUGGGAUAUGUCCUGAUGUACUUCAACAGGGGGUCCCUCCCCUGGCAGGGCCUGAGGGCGGCCACCAAACGCCAGAAGUACGAGCGGAUCAGCGAGAAGAAGAUGUCGACGCCCAUUGACGAGCUGUGCCGCGGCUUCCCGGCCGAGUUCGCCACUUACCUCAACUACUGCCGCGCCCUUCGCUUCGAUGAAAAGCCUGAUUACUCUUAUUUGCGACAAUUGCUAAGAAAUCUCUUUCAUCGCCAGGGGUUUACAUACGACUACGUGUUUGACUGGAAUAUGUUGAAGUUUGGCGGAAACCGAGCCCACAGUGGUAUAGAGGGGGCGGCGGAGAAUCCGGCGCCGGGUGUGGGUCCGCAACAAGCGUCCCAACAAGUGGUCAAUAAUCACAUCCAAUCGCAUCACUCGCACGCAUUGAAUUUGACCCGAAACGGCACAACUGUGAGCGGCGGUGGCGCCGGCACUCCCGGCAGCGCCACACCCGUCACAGGCGUCCCACAGGCCGUGAAUUUCCCGCAAAGUAGUCGACGGGUUAGGAAUAAUUCAACGAAUGCUGCGAUCAAUGCAAACGUCGACAAUGGAUUACAUUCAGGCGGCGUUCAAUUACCACCUUUUGUGCCUCAUAUAAACGACCAAACCAUAGAACUUCAUGCGCACCCGUGUCUAAUACCAUCCACUUCUAGAGGCGCUCACAGAUAGGAUUAGGAUUACAAUUUUUUAGCUUAAAUUAUCUGACAUUCAACUCAACAAACAAAUAAUUAUAUAAAUUUAUGAUAAUUCUUAUUAUUAUUAUUAUUAAUUAAAUAUACAAUUUGUAUCGCAGUUAUUAUUGAUCCCCCAAACCCCCUACCCCCUCGUAUUCCCUCCGUAUAUACAUUAUAUAUAUAGACCCCUUUAACGGCCAUUCCUCGCUGUCCAGUAAUAAUCGUAU